AUGCCUGCCGUUACUACCCGCUCAGGCCGUCACAUCAGGCACCCACCUCUGCCUGAUCAACACAAGACUCGCAGGAAGGCGUCCAAUGCGGAUAACGUCGAGGCAAGUCUUGCCCUCGAACCUCCAAAACGGUCUUGCCCCCGCCCCCGCCGUCGCACUGGCCCCAAGAGUGUUAUCGACCACAGUGACGACCAUCCAGAGCUGUCUAUUCGUCCUCCACCCAAGCCUUGUCCGCUUGCACGGUCCAAGUGUUUGGGCCCCAUGACCUCAUCCGCUGAAGAGGAGAUUUUUGAGGCUAGUUUCUCAAGGCGCUCAUCAAUGAUUCCAGCAAAUUCCGACGUCGCUAUCGAUCAGCAAUCCCACCCGUCUCAUGUUCAACUUGCUGAUGGCACUUCGUUAACACGUGCCGAAUUUUGCCUCCUUGCAGAUGAAGAAGUAUCUGCUGACAUCCAAGAAGGCGAUGUAGAAUCAGGCAAGCAUUUUAUUAUGCUCCUACACCCGUUACUGGAGAACACGCCACUACUGCGAGUGAGAAUCCGAAUGCUAUCUCUCAAAGUCAGACAAACGAUCUCAAUGGUAGGAAUCUCAACCAAUAGUAAUGUAGCUACUUGUACUGAGUCCCACGAUGCAGGGUAUAGCAACAAGGAUCAUGGCAAGGAUACUUCAGGUACCUCUACUGAGUCACACUACCCAGAGGAAGGCGGGAAUGAUGAUGGCCACAAAACUUCAGCUACUUCUACUAACAGCCGCCCACAUAGGUCAGGUGGCGUCAAGUCAUAUGCACCUGAUCGCAGUGCUGGUGAAGACGACGAGGCUCCCUCUGAAGCCGAUCCCCCAUCUCCACCCGAAGAUGAGGACGACGAAGACUUUGUGAAGACCAAAGGAAGAAUGCCCCAAGUAGGCAUCUUAAAGGCGCAAGAGCUUGGGAAGAAGACGUUGGAAGCCACUAGAACACUGGGUCAAGAAUAUGGGAAGAGUGCGCAGACAAUCCUCAUCGAGGCUGGGUUGACUAUGAAGGCUACCCGCAAGGAGUCUCCGUGGAACCAACACCAGACGUGGUUCACAGCUACCCAUCCCCUGCCUAAAGGAGUAUCGGGAGUUGUCUCACCAGAGGACGUCAAGGCUUGGAAGGUGAAGCAGCGAGCUCAUUACAAAGCCCACCCACAGGAUGACCCUCAGCACGCAUCGUUGUGGAAGGAGAUACAGGAAAACUGGGAUCGUGCUGUCGCGGGUACAACUGAGGACCUAACAUCACGUUCUGCUGCAGGUCUUAUGAUGGGUGUUUGUGAUGCUUUCACAAAAUCAGCUGCAUACUGGCAUCGCACCCAUGGCAUUCACAUUGCCGGUGUUGCAAUAUUUCCCAGUGAUGAAGAGGCAGGCCGUCAGGCGUCAGGGCUGUUCGCCGGCUCUGACAUGGUCAAAGCCCUUAUCAAUUCACACCAACUUGAUAUUAAGUGUUGGUUAGAUGAGCUCACCACAAUCCUUAAGUACAAAGACUUAGAAGCUGCGCACGCUGAAGGCAAGACUUUCAGCUUACUCCCUGCCUCUUCCACUGCUCCAAAUGGUAGCCUUUUGCGCAACGGCAAGCCUGCCAGGGAUAGGAAUAGAAAGCUGACCAUGUUGGACAUCCUGUAUACCGAGAAGCUUUGCAUUCACGACUGGCCCGCUGGUGUUCCCCCGCCCGGCCCAGAUUUUGAUCUAAAGGCUCUAUCCACAAGUCAACUACAUGCAUUGGUAGCUCCGUAUCUCAGGCUCCAUCUUGGAGCAAUGUACGAGGCUGAGUUAGGUCUUGACAAUGACAACGACGAUAGCGAGGCGGAGGCAGCAAAGGCGAAGAAGCGCAAAGGCAAGUCCAAGAAGUCGGGUGACAAAGGAAGGAAGAAGGGGGCGGUGGUGGAGGAGCCAAGUGUCAUCUUACAUAUCAGCAGGUGGCCUGAAAGUGAUAUCCUUACUGUUGAGACACAGGCCACAAGCAUGUGCCUCAUCCCACUUGUCAUCGACACUAACGGCAAGGUUGUUCGCUCCCUCCAAGACUCAGAGAAGUUCAUCAAGGAUCUUCUGCAAGACGACACCCAAGACGACACUCCUAGACGCCGCACCAAACAGGUAAUCAAAAAACCUGCAGUGUCUAAUCUAACAGCUUCGCGCUCGACUAUGGGAGCUUCGCGCUCCAAUCAGGAAGCUUCACACUCAACUAUGGGAGCUUCGCGCUCCAAUCAGGAAGCUUCGCACUCAACUAUGGGAGCUUCGCGCUCCAAUCAGGAAGCUUCGCGCUCAACUAUGGGAGCUUCACACUCCAAUCAGGAAGCUUCGCGCUCUCACCGCCAUACUAACCGAGCCAUCUAUGAUAAUUUCCCACCUUCAUCGCCACCAACACCAUCUUCCCAGUUUUCGUCUCCCCCUCCUAUUUCACGUGCAUCAACUCCUAUGUCAACCUGGGGUUAUCCACACGUCGGGGAUGCGACAUAUCCCUCUCGCUCUCGAUAUGAGCAUUCACACGAUGGACCACGUCGAUAUCAACGUGCAUUUGAUGAUGCUAUGCCGACAUAUAACCCAGACACUCGCAAACGGACGCGGCCCCAUUAUGAAUCUGCUCGGGAGACUGAAGACCUGGAGCGUGAAACAGUGGAGGAGAGGCACCGUGUCAGGGUCCAUGAGAAUUCUCGUAUACCUUUAGGCCGCGCCCAAUCGCAGGCACGUGUAAGUUCUGCACCAAUUUCCAGCACCUCCCGUUCUCGGCUACUGUCGCAUUCCUCCGUUGUGCCAACUUCUUGCACUGGUUCCUCACAGCGCCGCAAUCAUUCAACUGUCAGACCUUCGCAUAUUCACCCUGCAUCUCCCGAUCGCUGUGCAAUCAUCGAAGAAGAUGAAGAUGAGUAUUACUAA
This is a messenger RNA of Suillus plorans, 2886 nucleotides long. RefSeq lists its product as uncharacterized. Lineage: Eukaryota; Fungi; Basidiomycota; Agaricomycetes; Boletales; Suillaceae. Bases 1 to 2886 code for a protein of 961 amino acids. The transcript has 15 exons. The record is from RefSeq and is a predicted model, not a curated record.